Messenger RNA from Somion occarium, 968 nucleotides. The record is from the annotation of a GenBank genome assembly. Lineage: Eukaryota; Fungi; Basidiomycota; Agaricomycetes; Polyporales; Cerrenaceae.
GGCGUUCAAUGCCGUGCUUCACUCAAACAAAAUGUAGAAUGUCUACGAGUCUAGGCGGUCCAGGAGUUUCCGGACUCCUCUGACUCCUCGCCGCCCAGGGUACAUUUCUAUCGAAUCCUUAAUGGGGCAGAUGCUCGCCACUUGCGCAGCGCAGGUGUCACGAGUUUCCAAUCCCCUUAAACUCGGAUGCAAACUUCUACAGACUACUCUGGGCUCCAGCAUACGUGGAUCGAUAUGUUUUGAAUACCAGGCCUUGGCGGUGAGCCGUCUCCGUUUCUCUCCGUUCAACAUUCGACUUUGCUGUGUCAGGAAAACGCAUUCUUUCGAGGAUUCCAAGGUUGCUCUUGUCGUCGUCACUACUCAUGUGAAUGAUCCACGACGACGUCAGGCGUUUCGGACUGUUACUCCGUUUACUCCGUCUUCACACCCCGUGGUUCCACCAGUUUCUCUAACGACGGAGUGUUCGUCCGUUGUGAGACUAUGAGACCUCUCGAACCUUCAUAUUCAGUGCUUCGAGGGGACUGUAGCACCACUCCAUUUGUUCGGAGCCGUGCACGCUUGGACAACGAGCCGCACUUCGGAAUAUAUUCGACUCUUGGGAUGCAUGCUUUUAGACAUCGGCUCUACAAACACAAGCUGACCUCGAACUUGACCUUCCUAUGUCUUCGUUAUCUUCAAUCCUUCCAUAUGCACUACCGACACCUUGUUGUCAUUGUUCUCAUCUCGACAUUCAGCUUGUAAUCUUGUACGUCCCUACUUUGUCAAGCUGACCAAGGUAAAACUUUAGAGUCGUGGAAUGCCAUCACAUUUCAUCUACUCUCUGGAUCUCUUGCUCCAUUUGCUCAUCUACCGGUCCCGUCAAUUAAUUCCUAUCAGCCAAUCAGCCAAUCUUGUGCGAUACGUCGGUCCCAGCUCUCCGAUUUCUCCGAACACAAUUUCAAGCCCUGCAAUAUAACUUCAUAUGCGCC